UAAAAGAAUACGGAGGAUGAAACAUAAAGAUGUAUAACAUAAAUCUGUAACAAUCCAAAAUAUCAAUAAAAAUUUAUUUUAAAAAAGAAAGGAAAGAAAGAAAGAAAGUUUAAAUCCCUCUGGUCACCCAAAUCGUCUCAUAAGACAAACAGACUUACACUACACUUUCGUGCUGCACAAGUCUGCAAGGUCGAGGGCUGCCAUAUCCAUGCUGGAACUCUGAUGGAAGCUAACCAACAUUGGCUCCACCCCAUUCUGUGCUGGCAUCUGGUGAUUUGCACCCGAGGGCAUUGUGCCUGCAAUGGAGAAGGGAAAAUAAUAAAGUAGUUUAGAAACAUUCCCUACCUGAACAGUAAUUUAUACAUUUUGGUAGUUGAGUAUAGGAUGUCAAGGAAACCCAAACAAAAGAAACCCUAGCUUGGCUGCUGAGAGAGCCUAGGAGGAAAUAUGGUCAUUCAAACAAUUGACAUAAAUAGGUUCUACUGCUAUUAUUAUUCCCUGUGCAGAAUUUCAUUACAAAUUCUGCUCUUGUUGGGAGGCCAAUCCUCCAGGUCUCCUGAAAAGGACCCAAGAAGAAACUGUGAUGUACACCCAAUCUGUUUUGCACCUAAAAUCUCAUCCAAGACAGAAGCUAACAUAAAGAGGAGAGCUACAUUACACUUGCUGCAUCCUCAAGAAGCCUACGUACUGCAUACAUCUGCUGCAUUCCAAUGGCCAUGAUGUUCUUGGGAUUCUCCCUGUGUAGCUAUUCAAUUCUUCCAGGUUAAGGCAAUGCCUGCUCAUUCCAUGUACAUAAUGCAGAAAAUUGAGAUUUAGAGAGGAGAAACCUGCUCUGCUACCAAUCUCCAAAUGUGUUGACUUCUGUGUCACUUUACAGAGAUGGUGUACAUGUCACACACACACAAAUCAUUUUUAUUCGCAAGAAAAAUGUCAUGACUUUUGAAGCAAAACAAAACAAGAUGACUAAAUGUAGAAGGGAGCCAUUCAGUCCAUUCUGGGCUGUUUUUUUAAUGAAUGUUGCUCAACUUGGAUUUGUCAAAAGGAACUUUAAUUGAAAUGUUAAUUUUGUUUGGAUUUGAUGGGUUUAUUUGUCCAAAAAUUGUGUAUGGCGCCUCAAUUAGGAGAUUAAAAAUCAGAAGUAUAAGCAAUACCCCAAAUGACAACUCUGCCCCUGAGUUAUAAUUUAUAAGGGAGGACUCCACAGCUGUACAAGUUUGGAUGACAGGAUGUCAGUCAGAUAGCCUAAUACCAAACUGAAUGUUUUAUUUUCAAAGAACCCCUGAAAACUACCAAAAAACCGAGCAUGUGUUUAAGACUGUAUCUUCAAAACUGUAUGUUGAAUUUUUCAAUUCUAUCCGUCAGGUUAAAAUUUUUGCAUAGCAAUGCGAGAGACUGAAGUGAGGAACGUGAAUUUCCUGUCACCAUAUGAAGUAAAUUUAGCAGUAAGAAGUGUGCGGAAAUAGAAUGGAGCGGGCUGGGUUGAUAUUCGCUGGUGAUUCAGAUGUAUUCACCUAUCAAAACAAACCCUUGCAUUUUUGUGCAUAUGUUGUACUUUCCUCCGGAACUUUAAUUCAGUUUUUUUUUACCACUUGCACAGAAGAUGCCCCUCUGUCUGGUUGUUUAAACUCAUUUGACAGGGUGCUCGAAUCACUAAGUCCAAGCGUGAUGCUUUUUUCUACAGCUAGGACUCCUCCUGAGACCUUUGAACCUUUUUGUGUUGCCUUCAUGAUCCCGGUUAGUCAAAGCUCCCCCUCCCUCCUCCCCAAGGGAUGCUCUGUUAUAACAGGAUGACACACAUGGAUUCAAAUUAAAAGCUUAGCCGCCGGCAGCGGCGACACCCAAACCUCCCAGCCACACGGAAAGAGGCCAGGGAGGGUGGGCUCAUUCUUGGUACUUCCAGGCAUCGGCUGGGGCUGGGAUGCAUCUCAUCCCCCAUCCCACCUCUCUGGCCACGGCGCAUGCGCGGUCGGCCAGGCCCUGCUCUGCCUGCCUGAGCAGGUGUAGGGAUGGGCUCCGCGAUGGAGCCGAGGCGGCGGGGAUGCCGCGGAGCCCCAGCCUGGGGGUGCCGCCGCCUGCUGCCCUUCCUUAGCGCCCUUCUCUGCGCUUCCGGGGACACCAGCGUCGGCCCGAGCUGGUUAAAAACCUACGGUUAUCUACUUUCUUCUGACACACGAAUGUCUGCUCUGCACUCAGGAAAAGUUAUGCAGUCUGCAGUUUCCACUAUGCAGCAGUUUUAUGGCAUCCCAGUAACAGGAGUGUUGGAUGAGACCACUAUCGAGUGGAUGAAGAAGCCUCGCUGUGGUGUUCCUGAUCAUCCCCAUUUAAGCCAUAGACGGAGGAGUAAACGAUAUGCACUAACUGGACAGAAAUGGAGACAGAAGCAUAUCACGUACAGUGUACACAACUACACCCCGAAAGUUGGAGAGCUUGAUACCAGGAAAGCCAUCCGACAAGCAUUUGAUGUUUGGCAGCGGGUGACUCCACUCACUUUUGAAGAAGUUCCUUAUCAUGAAAUUAAAAGUGACAGGAAAGAGGCAGAUAUCAUGAUAUUUUUUGCUUCUGGUUUCCAUGGUGACAGUUCUCCUUUUGAUGGAGAGGGUGGAUUUUUAGCCCAUGCUUAUUUUCCUGGACCAGGAAUUGGAGGUGAUACACAUUUUGACUCAGAUGAGCCAUGGACACUGGGAAAUUCUAAUCACGAUGGAAAUGAUCUCUUUCUUGUUGCAGUGCAUGAGCUUGGCCAUGCAUUAGGCCUCGAGCACUCCAAUGAGCCCAGUGCCAUCAUGGCUCCUUUCUACCAGUACAUGGAAACACACAACUUCAAACUGCCAUUGGAUGACCUUCAAGGAAUUCAAAAGAUUUAUGGUCCUCCUGCUGAGCCACUGGAACCCACCAGACCUUUACCAACCUUGCCUGUCCAUAGAAUCCAUUCCACUUCAGAAAGAAAGCAUGACAGACAUUCAAGACCUCCCAGACCCCCGUUAGGAGAUAGGCCAUCUGCCCCAGGCAGUAAACCCAAUAUAUGUGAUGGAAACUUCAAUACAGUGGCUCUAUUUAGAGGAGAAAUGUUUGUUUUUAAGGAUCGCUGGUUUUGGCGACUCCGGAACAAUCGUGUACAAGAAGGUUAUCCCAUGCAGAUCGAACAGUUCUGGAAAGGGUUGCCCGCAAAGAUUGACGCUGCUUAUGAAAGAUCUGAUGGAAAAUUUGUGUUCUUCAAGGGAGAUAAGUACUGGGUUUUUAAAGAAGUUACUGCAGAGCCAGGGUACCCACACAGCCUAGUGGAGCUGGGCAGCUGUCUUCCUCGUGAAGGGAUUGACACAGCUUUGCGAUGGGAACCUGUAGGCAAGACCUACUUCUUCAAAGGAGACCGGUAUUGGAGGUAUAAUGAGGACAAGAGAGCAACGGAUCCGGGCUACCCCAAACCCAUAACUGUAUGGAAAGGGAUCCCACAAGCCCCACAAGGAGCAUUUGUUAGCAAAGAAGGCUUUUAUACCUACUUUUAUAAGGGUAAGGAGUACUGGAAAUUUGAUAACCAGAGGCUAACUGUGGAACCAGGAUACCCCAGGUCAAUCCUCAAGGACUGGAUGGGUUGCAACCAAAAGGAGGUUGAACGGAGCAAAGACAGGCGCCUCUCUCAUGAUGAUGUGGAUAUCAUGGUGACUAUCAACGAUGUGCCUAGCACCGUCAAUGCAGUUGCUGUUGUGAUCCCCUGCAUUUUAUCUCUGUGUAUCCUUGUCCUGGUAUACACAAUCUUCCAGUUCAAGAACAAAGAGGUCCAACAAACUGUGACCUACUACAGACGACCUGUCCAAGAAUGGGUAUGACAGGCUCAGCGUUUCAUUCAGACUGAUGUAAUGACAGGCUUCAGACAGUAAAAAGGGGGAUCAAAGGAUAGCCUGCCAAACACACACACAAAUAAAAACUCUUGAAGAGACUUGUAUGAGUCAGACAGAAUUCUGGGAAUGAGAGAACAGAGGACAAAAAUCAAAUAUACCCAGGUGGCCUUGCACGGUGGAGCCGCUUUCCUUCUGACUGCCUCAGUGCCGUGUGUGUCUCGGUGUGACAUUUUUCACUGACCCACUCAGUGAGUGUCGGAGACCUCAAGAGGAGUUUGCUUCAACCUUUUUUCAACUCACCCGAGCAAUCUUCUUCAGUGCCCUCUUUUAAACCCAGCAUUUGCCAGUGUAGCCAACCACCUCUCAACAAUCCUGUUUUUUCUACACCUGUCUCAUCAAAAAAAGGUAAUUAAUUCUGUGGGAUACAAAGGAAACACUUAAGUACCUUCUGACGAAGACAUUCUAAGGCUGAGUCAUUCUGAAAGAUUUUAAUUUAUUACAGGAACCAGGCAGUUACCUGGAUACUGUUUUUUCCAAUACCUGCUGGUCAGAUGUUUUGUACAUUCAUGGUAAUUAGUUGAUACUCCCACUCUGCCAAUGCAGAUACGUACAUAUGAAGAGCUCUUAGGAGGUAAUUCUGUGUAGACCACAACUUCAAACAGCUCUAAAGCCAGAUCAAAUCAUAACAGCACUAGGAACAGAAAUUCCUUAAUUCAAAUAUAGUCUGCAAGACUAAGCAAUUGGAUUCAACCACGAGUGAAUGCAGCCCUAAAUGCUUUUGUUUUUAAGAACCUGUCAUGUAAUGAAUAUUUAAAUGUCAUAAUACCACUAUUUUAAGUUGGCAACAAUAAAUUGUUACUGUUAUAUGAUUAACUAUAAAUUCUGUGAUAUUUUCAUCCCUUUAGAGAAGUGUUAUGUACAUUAUUACAGAGAUUUUUUAAUCAAGAUUGCAAUUAAUGGUUUGGUUGGGGAAUAUGAAAUGUCUAAUGCUAGAGCGAGGAGAAACAAAUCAAGAAACUUAUGUUUGAAGUUAUUCUCAACUUAUUGUUUGGAAAUUUAGUUUUGUAUUGAUGAAAAGUAACUUUCCUAUUGUAUCCAAGAAUCUAAUUGGAAAGCAAACUGCAUGUCACAUCUAAGAAUCUAUUUGGAAAGGAAAGCACACCAUAAUGUGGAAGGUACAUAUCAAUAUUUUAGAAAAAUCAGUAUUUCAGUUAUUCAUAUAUACCAUAAAUUGAUGCAAUACAUGCUUCUUGAAGACAAAA
Molecule: messenger RNA, 5095 nt
Organism: Sphaerodactylus townsendi
Lineage: Eukaryota; Metazoa; Chordata; Lepidosauria; Squamata; Sphaerodactylidae
Gene: MMP24
Product: matrix metallopeptidase 24
Exons: 9
Coding region: 2007-3821 (604 amino acids)
Biological process (GO): collagen catabolic process; extracellular matrix organization; proteolysis
Cellular component (GO): extracellular matrix
Molecular function (GO): zinc ion binding; metalloendopeptidase activity
Source: RefSeq, a predicted model, not a curated record